ACCCUCUCUCCCCUCUACUGCUGCCACUCUUCUCCACGCCUCCCGUCCCGUGGCCGUUGUUCAGAGGCCACUUCCCCACGAAGCCACGACCACGACCCCAGGCUCCUCGCCGCCGCAGCUUGCAAACCCUAACCGAGCUCGCGGGGCGCCGCGCGAGCGGGAGCAUCCAUGGAAGGCGGCCGCAAAAGGGGCACGGCCGACGGCGCCAAUGGGGCCUCCGCCGGCGGGAAGCGUGCGCGAGAAUCGGAGUCAUUUCAAACUGGUGUAGGAAGCAAAACGAAGCCAUGCACCAAAUUUUUCAGUACUUCUGGUUGCCCCUUUGGCGAGGGCUGCCAUUUUCUCCAUUGCUUCCCUGGUGGCUACCAGGCAGUUUCAAAGAUGACCAACCUAGGCGGCCCAGCAGUUGCACCUCCUGGAAGAAUGAUGAUGGGUGGGCCACCUACGCCCACUGUGAAGACUCGAUUGUGCAACAAGUACAACACUGCAGAGGGAUGCAAAUGGGGGGGCAAAUGCCACUUUGCACACGGUGAAAGGGAGCUUGGCAAGCCUAUGUUGAUGGACAGCUCUAUGCACUCCCCUGUGGGACCAAGGCCCACCGGUCACUUUGCACCUCCGCCUAUGGCUAACCCUGGCAUGGCCACUCCAGCAAGCUUUGGCGCUUCUGCCACAGCCAAGAUUAGUGUUGAUGCAUCCCUUGCUGGUGGCAUCAUCGGGAGGGGUGGAGUUAACACGAAGCAGAUAUCUCGAGUCACUGGGGCCAAGUUGGCCAUCCGGGACCAUGAAUCAGAUACCAGCUUGAAAAACAUCGAGCUUGAGGGCACCUUUGAUCAGAUCAAGCAUGCUAGCGCUAUGGUCAGGGAGCUGAUUGUCAACAUCAGUGGCAGUGCCCCUCCACUGGCCAAGAACCCACCUAGAGGACCACACCGCGGUGGAGGCACAGGAAGCAACUUCAAGACCAAGAUGUGUGAGAACUUCGCAAAAGGAUCGUGCACUUUUGGUGACAGGUGCCACUUUGCCCAUGUUGAAAAUGAGCUACGCAAGCCUGCUGCUGCUUGAGAUCCAUGCCGUUGUCCAUAUACUUCGUAGUGAUUAGUCAGUGUAACUCUUAACUUGGUCUCGGAUGACUUCUUUAGGCCUAUCUACUGAAUUCGUUUUCUGUUUUUCUUGGAUGUUCAGUUGUGAUAUGUCUAGGAGCCUGGUUCUAAUACCCUUCUACGUGCCAAGUGUUAGUGCUGCUAAUUUCCCUGUAUCUCUUUGUACCCUCGGUUCCGAUGGUUAAAUGUAAACGUUGCCAGGGUUCCUUUUGGUAA
Panicum hallii is the source of this 1310-nucleotide messenger RNA. Its product is annotated as zinc finger CCCH domain-containing protein 14. The transcript is spliced from 3 exons. Lineage: Eukaryota; Viridiplantae; Streptophyta; Magnoliopsida; Poales; Poaceae. Gene Ontology annotation, molecular function: metal ion binding; mRNA binding. The coding region runs from base 169 to 1056 and encodes 295 amino acids. The record is from RefSeq and is a predicted model, not a curated record.